Messenger RNA from Anoplopoma fimbria (sablefish), 6680 nucleotides. RefSeq names its product sperm associated antigen 17 (gene spag17). Gene Ontology annotation, biological process: epithelial cilium movement involved in extracellular fluid movement; axonemal central apparatus assembly. Gene Ontology annotation, cellular component: axonemal central apparatus. The record is from RefSeq and is a predicted model, not a curated record. NCBI's taxonomy places the organism in Eukaryota, Metazoa, Chordata, Actinopteri, Perciformes, Anoplopomatidae.
CCGAUGACUUAACUUUUGGGUUGAACUCGCUCCAUGUGGUGUUUAACCGGAUAACUUUAAGACUAUUUUAAAUCUCCUAUGUUUUUAUGAAUAUAGGUAUUCGUCACUGAGUGUAAAUGCCACCAAAAGCAGCUAAAAAGGGCUCAGCCAAAAAGCCCAAUGCCUCUGGGGCCGCAGCUGGCAACAGGAACUGGGAGGCUGCUCUCACCAGUGCUCAGUUUGAGGAGGAGUCAUGGCAAGCCUGUGUGUCUUUGGUGGUUGGGGAAAGUCCAGAGGAUGAGGAACUGACCCAGGUGCUGUCUUUGGCUGUAAAGAAACCAAUACGCAAACUUUUCAACCUGUUGACCUGGGACAGCACCCUUGAAAAGAUCCAUGAACUGGGGAAUCCCAAAGCAAAAAAACCUGAUGACGUCCCCACGUUCUAUGAGGUUACAGAGUCUGCUAAGGUGCUGCUUGAUGCAGGAGAGGAAAUUCCUUGUGACUUGAUGGCAAAAAUACUGAAGUUCCAGCUGCUACAGAUCAAAGCCAACGAUCAGCAGAGGAGGGAAGCUGAGCAAGAGAAGACAAACACCUGUCCUCCCUCUGCUGGCAAGGACAAAGGAGGGGCCAAGGUCUCGGACAAAAAGGGAAAGAGUCCGCCUUCAUCUGUGGGACCUUCUAAGGAGAACACCAAGCUCAAACGCAGGGAUGAUUUUGAGCCACCAAAGCUGAUUGAUGACGAACCACAGGAUGGUCCUCAACACUACAUCUUGCUGCUGGGCUUCUACCAGCCCCACCUGGUUGGUCAGCUUGAUGCCAUAGGUGUACAUGUAGCCAAUGUCAUUAAACUGUGUUCUGAGCACCCACAAACUUCUGAGGGACAGCAGCAGGAACAACGACCCUGUGAGGGCAAUGAGCAGAGUCCGAGGGCCUCUCUGGCGUUGGAUGCAGAAGCAGAGGUUCAUGGGAGUGUAGAGCUGGCUGCUCAGGCCAGGAAGUUGGAUCUAUUCUGGUCAGGUGUGAGAGCAGUUUUGGACAGCGGUCCACCAAACUCCAGGCUCAAUGAUGUGGUUCAGCUUAGCUUCACUGUCCCAGACCUCCAGCCUCCCCUUCACACACAGGACCCUGAGGCUGAGCUGGAGACGGGAAGUCAAAUCUUUGAGGGUGUGGCCAAUCUCAUCUAUGACUGUCUGGACUGGCGCAGGCAACACCAGCACUACCUGAACAACAUCAAACUCAUCAGUGUACCUGCUGUUGUUGGGUUUGAUCCACAGCCUGUAGAGGUUGUGCCGACCCCUCUCCCCCUGACUCCACGCUCCAAAAAGAAAUUGGUGCGUGAGGAAACACCACCAGAGACCCAGCAGCCUCCUCUCUCUACAGAAGUGGACAUGCGUUACUAUUGCGACCUACUCGACAUGAUUCCCCCCGAAGCCUGCUCUGUGCCUCUAAUAAUGCACUGUAUGCUGGAACAGGUUCUGAUUUCAACAGAGCAGUCUUUGUCCACCCUGUCCUGUAUUGCUGAGGAGCCCAAAUCUCCCAACAGUCUUGGGUUAGACUAUCAGCUGGUCAGCUUCAUGCUCCAAAGCUUCUUGCCUCUCGUACACACAAACGCAGAGAGAAGCCAGAUGUUAAAUAGUUUGCUGGCAACAACACAGAAUGAAGAACACAAGAAGAGGCUAGAGGAGAAAUUUGGAGCAGAGGAGACGCAGAAUAAGUCUGAGCAACCUCUGGUCAUCAGACACCAUAAUGAGAUAGCCCUGCGCUUGAGGGAUAUUAGUGCGGUCCAGGGUUUUGAUCCAGCAGAAGUGGAGCUGUCCGUGACGAGGAGGUCUUCAGUGUGGGAGCUGAUCCAAUCUGUAGCUCGGCCGAGAGACAGCAACUCCUGCUGGAUGGCAAUCAAACAGCAGCUACAACACUACUGCACAGAUGAUGUCGUGUCAUGGCCGGAGGUGGAGAGUUUGAUUCAUCAGAGUGUGUUUGAGAGUAUGCCACUGACCAGGCCCAACCAAAACGGUGUUCUAAAGAAUGCUUCUGGACCACUGGGAACACUGGACCCAGCAGAGCAACAGACACCCACAAUCAUCCCCUGGGAUAACCCACUAUCCUACGCUAAACAGCAGCUUGAUAACCUACGGACGAAAGGACCGACAUUCCUCACUGAAGAUCCUGUUAACACAGAGAUCAGUGGUAGAGUGUGUUGCCAGCUGAACCUACAUGACAUUCAGAGUUGUAGGCUGAGAUCUUUGUUUGACUGGCACUACACUGAACACCACAGUGCCUCCAUCUUCCCACAGGUUCUCCAGUUAGCAUCAGAAGAAUACCGCUACUUGGACACUUUCAGAGGAAGUCAUAACAACAUCCUGUACAUUUUUUGUCACAAUCCAAUGAGCCCUUAUCACCAGUGCAAGGAGUUCUGGGAUGUGGCCCUUCACACUGAUGUCAAGUUCAGGAAGUAUUUGGAGCACGUGGCAGAUAGCAUAUCAGAUUGGACCAAAGAAGAAGAAUUAAAGAGAGAGGCAAUGCUACUCAGAGAUCUCAGCCCUGCUGAGUCUCCAAAAGACGAAGCGACAGAUUCCGCAGAGGAGGAGGACGCCCUGGAGCCAGUCAUCAGAAAAGGCUCCCUUAAAGCCUGGAAGGUGGAGCAAGAGCAGCUUAAAGAGGAGGAGAUGUCCAAGAAAUCAAAGAAGGAGAAUACACCGAAAAACAAGCAGCAAAAGGAGGAGCCUAUGUUGACGGACGACAAGAAAAGUAAAACUUUGUCUAGUGGCAAGAAGACCAGAGCCGAGACAGCCGCGAGCUCAACCAAGACUCCCACAGAGUCCAUUACUAACACAGCACACCCUGCGGAGGAAAACAAAGAACUGCAUUUGAUGGAGGAGCCCUUCAAUGGUUUCACUGGCUACAGCAUGGAUAGAAGGUUGAUCCAUGUGUCAGGUCGCUGCCAGUACCUUUUCCCUUCAGAUGGAGGACAAAUCACUGUGGAGAAUGUCAGCUAUGUUGAAGGUUCCAGCCUCAUGAAAGUGGCGGUGAAGAAGGAUGGGCAUAAUUUUUACACCCACAUCAAUCAAGUUGUUGUUGAGCCAGCAAAUCCUCUCCCUCAGCCCCAAGACAAAGAAACCAAAGUGUCGGAGCCUGUGGAGAUGAAAAGAGUGAAGCAGGGCUCCCUCUCGGCAGUGUUGGACAAUGGAAUCCACCUCUCGUACAGUUUCUAUGGUCCCACAGGAGAAUACAGAGUGAGUCCCCAGGAAACAGCGCGUGGGGCCCCAGAGACCUCUACCGUUGUCCCCAUCCCUCACUCCUCCUCCACCCACCGCUCCAGAGUGACAGACCUGGAUUCAAUUCCUUCCAAGACUCACAGCCCAGCCGGCCACACCAGACCUCCAGAGUCCCAGGUUCCACGUAUGAACAUGGAUGAACUAAAGAAUACAUCUAAGGUGUGUGACGGCCAGCCAGCAUUGAUAUCAAGUCCAUUCAACAGUCUCCACCUGUCUGUUCCUAAUGGACUGCUGCUGCAAUUUCUGCGAGAGGAUUCACAAGGAGUGUCCUCAGAAGAGCAGGGUAUGUUGGUGAAACAGGGCUUCCCUCUUCAUGGUAGGGGAGCUGUGGGGCAGCUUCAGGACCCCUCCCUCUCCAAAGAACUGUCCCGCAUUGUAACUUACCAGGGAGCUGUGAUCCGAAACAUGAGAGACGGGUCCACAGAGGUUCUGUUUGCAGAUGGCUCAGUCAGUUUCAGCCAGGAUUCUGGUCCGGUGUGGGUUCCUGACUCUGAGGUUGAGGAGGAAGACCCCUCUCAAGAAUCUGAGGAUAACAAGAAAGAGCAGAGCUUAGAGAAGGAGCUUGAUAAUCAGAGAGGGUGUUGGUUAACUACGACUCCAUCUGGAGCUCGCAUCCACACUGUGGGGACCACACACAAACACAUACCCACCACGACUCUUCUGGCCUUCAAGGCUACAGACCCCAUCACCAAAGAGGUGAUGCUGAGCCGGGAGGAUCUGGUGGUUUCUGUCCGGAACCCAGACGGAUCUAUAAGUGUAGAACAUGCAGAUGGAACCAGGAUCACCAGUCUCUACCAAGACAGACCACCAAGUACACCGCAACAUAUACUGCUUCAUACAGGGGAGCAGCCUGAGAGUGUGACCCCUAAAUCAACUUUUAAAUGUGCAUGCGGCUGCACUGAGUGUGUGUGUGUCACGCGCUGUGCGGACAGCAUUAAUGAGAACGUGCACUUCCAGGAUACUGGUGACAAGGAGGGUGCUGGACUUGCUUGUUCAGAGUUCCGUGAGCGUGAGCUUGUGUGUGAUGAAAGAGAAAGUACUAUUUAUAAGAGUGGUGAGGAGAGCGUGUUUGCAGCAGAAACUGUGGAUGUGAAUGCGAAGAGUAGUGCAUGUGAGAGCGAUAAGGGGAGUGUGUCUACCAAGGAGCGGGUGGUGUUGGUGGAGAAGGAGGGCUGCGCCACAGUGGUGAUGUAUCCAGAGCAACACAUGGCUCACGUCUUUUUAGCUGAUGGAACUGUCGUCACUGGGAACAACCAAGGAGCCUAUCAGGUGUUCCCAUCCAGUGAGGGACUCCUACACAUCCAAAGUGACGGGAAGUGUGUGUACUCGUCUGACCCACUUGUAACCCCCAGUCCAAAUGGUUGCACUCCCACAAACCAACCAGGAAGCUACACCAUGAGUCACACAGACAUAGUGGCUUGUGACAUUACAGACCCCGAUGGGACCCACUUCCAGGUGAUGGAAGAUGGACAGUUAUCAGUGCUGAACUGUAGCCCUGCUCCGAGCACUCUGAAACAGGAUGAGGAGGAGACAGAGGAGGAUGAGGAGGACAGAGAAAUGGCCAAGAUGAAUGUAAAACAGAGAGAACAUUGUCACAGGCUGUUUCUGGUGCAUGAGGAUGGCUCCGGUACUGAACUACUGAGCUCUGAAACUGUAGAGGAACUGCUUUACCAGGCAUAUUCUGACCCAGCCAUAGCACUGCUGAAGGAACCACUGCCAGACACACAAGAUGAGUUUGGCAUUACCAUCUUGAAGCCCAGCCACCAGAGCGUGUGGUCCCAGUGGUUGCUAGGGAAACAGAACCCUGACAUUACCCCGCCCAACCUCAGAAACCGCAGCUGGCAAGACUUCCCCAGAAUAGAGAAGAAGAGCCCUGGUCCUCCAUUUGGUGCUGACAUGGGACGAGGUUUGACUCUGAAAGAUAGUUCCGGUGGUUCUGCAGCACAGCGGCAACCUCUCAGAAGCUGCCCUAAAGUCUUGGAGAUGAGGGAGCUGUAUCAGCACCGACCAUUCACCACAAUAUUCAAAAAUACUGUAGACACACGACUGAAGGAAUACAUAGAGAGUUUGAUGGAGAGGGAACAGCGAUCAGAGGAGAUGAAAGUCAAAGACCCUCGCACUGAGGUGGAGAGUGGUCAUGCCAGUGAUCUGCUCAAUCUGGUCCUGUCUUUUGCAGAAAAAGAGGAAGCAGCUCAAAUCUUUGACAAGAGGACUUCAGUGAACAUAGCCAAUCUGUACAGCCAAGGAGUUGGAGACCCAAUAGAGCAGUCUGAUGUUUCAGAAGACACAGCCACUGUAGCGAGUGACAGUUUUACUCAUGGAAAGGAGUCAAAAUGGAAUGAAAGGCUGACACAGUACAGACAGGAGAUGUGUGAAGAACAGGCUUGUAAAGAGGCUCUAAGGAAGAAGAACAUCGUUCCUUUUUUCCACCUAGAAAAUAUUCCAUUAUACCAGAAUCUGCUACACGACAUGCCAGACAUGAGGUGUUUGUCCAUGGAUCUCCCUCCGAUCCCCAAGUCAGGCAGCACUGAGGCUUUCCUGAAAGAUGCCCCACAAGAGAAGACCCCACGACCCUUAAACCCAACACCCUCUCAAUCGGCAAGUCAUGCAGGAGGAAGUGACAGGAAGCUUGAAAAAAGGCCGACCAACCCAACGCCUCAGACUGCCGGUGAAAGCAGUCUGAGGAGGUCAUCUGGGCAAUGUAAGUCAAUCCAGGUGGAUGUGACUGGAAAGCCCAGGAGGACUAAAGUCAGACUCCCAACCUCUAUCCUCAGCUCUAAACCUUGCAGCGUACCAAAUCAACAGUUCCUGUCAGUGGAAGAGCCAGUGAGAAGGAAGUGUCGAACUGUUUCUCUGACUGAUCCAAGUGUCAUAGCCAGGGGAUUCCAGCUGCUUCCGUCCAGUGUUGACUUUGGCACACUGCAGGAGGGCACCUCCUCUGCCAUUACUGUGGUGAUGAAGAAUGUGGGUGUUGACACCUGCAGGUUCCGUGUGAAACAGCCUCCUCCUGCCACAGGACUCCGGGUCAUCUACAAUCCUGGGCCUGUGGCUGCAGGAUUGCAUGUUGAACUGCUGGUUCAGCUGUUUGCCAUGUGUACAGUCCAAGCAGGAGAGGUAGAGCCAAAGAAGUACAUCUCCCAGGAAAUCACCAUCCACACUGAGACAGACAUCCUCUACCUGCCUGUCACUGCCACCAUCCUUCCUGAGAGGUUAUAUGACAUCUGGCUUAAGGACCACAUCGGUACACACAACAAGAAAGGCUCCAGGGUCCGGGGGAGCCGCACAUAUCCACAGACAACCCGUAUCCCAUCAGACCAGUCCUUCAGCAAACGGGGGACAUCUUAAUUGCACCACUCCUCUGUGAGCAACAGGAUACACAUCACCAGUCUCCCAUCAGAUUUCGCACCAUCAUCAUCCUACCACACA